Molecule: messenger RNA, 4257 nt
Organism: Leptosia nina
Lineage: Eukaryota; Metazoa; Arthropoda; Insecta; Lepidoptera; Pieridae
Source: the annotation of a GenBank genome assembly
AUGAAGUCAAAAGAAGAAAAGGCGUCAAGUUCUCGCCUAAGCAUAUCAAAUCCGAUCCCUGUACUUGCACGUUUCCGUUUCUCGGGCUCGGGGGGUAAGAGAAAGAAAAUCAAAGCGGAACAUAAAGUAGAUUCAGUUGUUAGCGUUGACGAAGAGAUCAAGCCCAGACGUCACAGGGUAAAACGCAUAGCGAAAAAGUCCUUGCAGAAUAUAGCUGAUUCUAAAACUAAAAUUCAAGCCAAAAUUUCUAAAGGGGUUAAAAAACUUAAGGAUUCCAAAACCAAACUACAGGACAAUUUGGCAAGUCAUGUUCGUGAAUCCUUGGAAAAGAUAAGGAAAAUCGACCAAUUCAAACCUGAACCGGUGUAUGACGAAUUCGUUCUGGAAGAGGAGAAUAGAAAAGUUAGGAUCUUAAAGAAUGCGGGAAGAGCUUCAUUCGAGAAAAUACGGGAGUCUCAGUUACAGUUUAAGAACAGAAUGCUCGAAGGUGGUGAAAUUAUGGAAGCUCAGGUAAAGAGAUCUAUUGAAAAGGUAAAGCGCACCAAAAACAAAAUAAAAGCAAAUGUUAAGCGAAGCUUAGAGAAAUUAGAAGAAAAAAGAAGAGAACAGAUGAGAAAGGCGAAGGUUAAGGCACCACCAAUUACACCGACAUCUGAAGAAACAGAUAUUGCAAUCAAGGUAAAAAAAGACUCUUUAGUUAAAUUUAAAGAAAAUAUGGCCAAAAAAAAAGUGGAGAACGACUGGAUUUGUCACAAAGAAUGUGAAAAAGGAACAUGUAUUCCGGAAGAGUGUUUUGAAAGAUUAAAACGAAAAAAAGCCCGCCUAAAUAAACUACGCGGCAGGCGACAUAUGGCAAGUAUGUCAGAAAUGCGUAAAAGGGGGAAAGUUGUUGGCACUUCAUCAAAGAACUCAAGUUUUAAAAUCCAAGCCAAAGGAUCUCAAGCAAAAUUAGGCGGAAAAACGAAAACCAUUGCCCAAGCCGAUGUACAAAAAGAUAUGAAAUUAACACCUACAGUUAGUAUAAAGAGAUUAAAGCAAAAAACAAAAGGUCAAAAAACUUCGAAGCCAUCGAAAGCAGACGUAAUAACAAAAACCAAUUUUAAAAGAACAAAGCGCUUAAAGUCGUUGUCGGAUCAAAGAUCGAGUUCUCGCCAAGCAGUAAGAAUCGGAUCUUCUUUUAGUUUCAACAUAGAGUUUUAUAAAAACAGACCUAUUCCAAAUGUCCCUAAGAAAGCACUAAAACAAAAAAAUGAUUUUAACCAGUCUUCAGGCAUUUCUAUAAGUAGAACCAGAAAAGUUAAAGCAAGGAGAGUAAAGGUAGGCAAUAGUGGUUCACAAGUGAUUAUACAACGAUCUAAAAAUGUCAUCACUCAGAAAGGUCACGCUUUAAAGCGAUGCUUUUGUACAUUAAAAUUGAAGAAAAAGCGCCGCAAACCAGCACAAACACAGAGGUCCGUUUCAACUAUGUCGUCAAUACGAAUGAAAGAUGAAAAAUAUAGACACAAAUUACUACCUUAUGAAUGUGAACCAGGCAUAUGCGUACCAGGAAAAUGCAAUCCAUAUGAAUGUUUAAAAUUACAAAACAGGAGACAGACACAUUCAAAGCAGUCCUACACAAGCUCACGUAAGACGAAGUCAACAUCAAGUGUUACGCCUAAAGUAAGAUCAUCAAAAGCAAAGCAAGUACAAUCUGCUAUAAUGCCGCGGCGAAAACAAGUAGCAGACAGAGAAAAAUUAAAGUUACGCCCGAGAAAAGUCAUUAACAAAGCCGACAGAAGUGGCAACGCCGUCCGCAUUGGCUCUGCUUUCAGUUUUAAUAUAGAAUUUUAUAAAAAUACUGGUUCAACAAAUCAACUAGGCUAUGAAAAUAAGGCAGACAUCAACAGUUUCUCGAUUAGACCCAGAGUGAAUUAUACUCAGGAACGACCGCAUAAAAGAAAUGUUAAAUUAAGAGAGAAACAAAAGAAACGUAAAAUUUCUACCACAGGAACAGAAACCGUCGAUUAUUCAGAUUACAUAAAAGUACGAGACACAUCUACUAAAACUGAAAAUAGAAUUAUGUCUUUAUUGCCUUAUGAAUGUGAGCCAUUUACUUGUAUUCCUGGGGAAUGCGAUCCAUACAUGUGCCUUGAAAGGAUUAAGAGAAGAAACAAAAAUACCAGAGAGGUCAGCUUGGGUACUAUUAGUCCAGAAAAUAAAUCAACUUCAAGUUAUACUCAAAGUCGAUCUAAAGCUGCUUUCGUUCAAUACAAGCCCAGUACACAAGAACGAAAAAUUUUGGUAAAAAGUAAACCUGUCAAGAAAGCUCGUCAAACACAAAAAUCAAAUGUCAUAUUAGGAAAUACAUCGAAGCAAGCCGUGAAUAUAGGGUCUUCAUUUAGCUUCAAUAUUGAAUUUUCUAAAAAUAUAUCGAAUCAAGCAAUCGAACAAGAUUUAAAAUCAUCUGUGCAACCUAUCAACAUAAGUACCAGACAUAGAGUUAAACAAAAGGGCAUUUUAAUAGAAAAAAGGAAAGUAGGUAAUGCGGAUACACAAAUAAGAAAAGUGAAACAAAGUGAUAAAUCUUCUAUUGUAGGUCCAAUGUUAAAGAGAUGUUUUUGCACUUUAAAUUUAUAUAAAAAGCAGAAACGCGACUAUGGAAAAAAGAAAAAGAUUAUUCCUCCUAGUUCGUAUACAGUUAAUACAGCUUUGAUACCGAACGUCCUGCCCCGUGAUAACAAGCCCAUGGACUUAGAAAAAAAUGAAGAGUUUCUUGAAAGCUUAAACAUUAAUCGCAGCGCUUUACGUUUAAUUCCAACAUAUUCAAAACUAUCAACAAAACAGUCCUUAGCAAUUAAUUCAGACUUAAGUUUGGAUGUAAAAUUGGUUAGAAAGUCGUUCAAGAUGAAACAAUGUAUUUCUAAGGAAAGUUCACAUAAAAGCAUAACGUUUAAUAACUCCUUCCUCAAAGAAGAAAAAGGAACACUAACAGGAAUAAGCCAAUACAUAAAACGGUGCUUUUGUGCAAUGAAUGUUCAGUACGAAACAAGAAAAUUAAAAGCAUAUGAAUGUGAACCAGGUAUUUGCAUACCUGGGCAAUGCAAUCCAUAUGAAUGUCAAAAAUUAAUUAUGAAACGAUUACAAAAAGGUUAUUCUAAGUUAUCUGGCACCGAUUCUAUUUCUAGAUCCAUUUCUAGUAGUCAGACUAGAAUCCGAAGAGCGAAUGAAUCUCAUAUGGCAGUAAUGUCCUCAUCACGACCAUCUUAUAACCGUAAACAAGCACACUAUAGAACUGUUGAUGGUCAAAAAACAAAAUCAAAAGUAGGCCAUAAACAAGCAGUGAGAGUUGGAUCAACCUUUAGUUUUGAUGUGGAAUUUUAUAAAAAUCGUCCAUGUUUGGAGACAAAACAACCAGUCUACUACAGUCCUUCUGAAGCAAAAUUACAGAAAAUUAAACCCCGACCUAGAAAAAUGAGGGGUAAGAAUAUAUAUACGCGGCACCCUACAAGUGAUAGUGAAUCACAAUAUUUUGGUCGACAAAUGAAACAUAGGGGUUCUCAAGGAUUACAUAAUUUAAAUCGUUGUUUUUGCACAUUGAAAUUACACAAAAAAGGAAGAUUUCAUGGUGUUGGCCAAGCCCAAACUGAUUUACCUAAAAAACUUAAUGGCGUAAGGACUGUGGAAAAAGGACAAAAUACUAAAGCACUUAGGAUGCUUCCAAACCUGCUUCCUUACGAAUGCGAACCGGGUAUUUGUGUUCCCGGUGAGUGUAAUCCAUAUGAAUGUUUAGCUAGAAUAAAUAAAAGAAAUCUGAAAGAAAUGGGCACAGGCACAAUAAGGACCAGUGCAAGUGCAUCUUCAAAUACUAUCGGGCCAUAUAGAAAGUACAAAUCGCGUGGAGUGAGAGUAAAACAAAGAGAUCGACCCAUUCGACACGCAGACAAAGUAAAAGUAGUUAAAACAUCACAUAGCAAUAAGAGACAAGCUGUUAGAAUUGGCUCAACGUUUAGUUUCAACAUUGACUUUUAUAAAGACAAAACGCAGUCUGACAAAGCAAAAUACAAGAAACAGGAAAAAGUUGAAAAAGUAAUUAUCAAACCGGAAAGAGUAAAAGUUCCAAAACAAAAAAAGAGCGAUUACUACUACAACACCGACAAGCUCGCAGAUGCGAAUGAUACAAACAUCCCGAUUACCGCACAAAAACAUUGGGACAACAGUGAAGCCAUUUCUGCAGCGCUGUUUCUGUACAUUGCAAUUACGCAAUCAACGAAAAAUUAA